Phalaenopsis equestris is the source of this 3611-nucleotide messenger RNA. RefSeq names its product putative disease resistance protein RGA4. Gene Ontology annotation, biological process: defense response to other organism. The record is from RefSeq and is a predicted model, not a curated record. Lineage: Eukaryota; Viridiplantae; Streptophyta; Magnoliopsida; Asparagales; Orchidaceae. Gene Ontology annotation, molecular function: ADP binding.
UCAACACCUGCGUUGAGUACCUUCAAUACCAUUUCGGAUCGCAGAAUAGCAUGGAGAAGGAGUUGCAAAGGCUGCGAGAGAAUCACUGCAAGAUCCAAGCUCUCCUCUCUGCUUCCAACGAAGCACACAUCGCAGAUCAGAACUCGGCACUCAACAGCUGGAUGUGGCAGCUACGAGAUGCUAUCGAUGAGGCCGAUGAUUUGCUCGAUGAGUUUGAGUACCUGAAGCUCAAAGAACGGGCGACCGAACAAAAUAUGGAGGAAACAAAGAAGCGUUCCGCCGCCACUAGUUUCCUUUUUGAAAGAGCUAGAAAACUUCGCAAAUUAGGCGGACGUGCCCUCAAAAUUGACUGCAACUUGAAGAGGCUGGUGGAGGCUGUGCAGAAACUUGAUAAAGUUUCGGCUGAGGUAAGUGCUUUCUUUCCUAUUUUAAUAGAAACAAAGCAGGUGCAGCAGGCGAAGGAGCAGCAGCUUUGCGACGAUCGUGCAAGCGGAUCCUACCCUGGUUUUGUUUUCAUCGGUCGAGGCAAGGAAAAAGAGUUUGUUAUGCGCUGGUUGAAGGAACCAUCAAUUGAAGAUCUAACCGGCACUAGUUCUAACAAAAACAUUUCUCUUUUGUCUAUAGUGGGUCAUGGUGGUAUGGGGAAGACCACUCUCUUACACCAUGUCUUUCAAGAUGUGAAAGACGAAUUUGAUCUUAAAAUGUGGUUUUGUGUUUCCAACACUUUGGACUUUGAUGCGAAAAAAGUCAUUGCUGAUAUGUUGGAACAUGUUAAGAAGACGAGGCCUCGGCUUGAGUCACUUGCUGUUCUUCAAGAGAAUCUCAAGUCUGAAGUGCAGUGCAAGAAGUUCUUGCUUGUUCUUGAUGAUAUUUGGGAGGAUGAGGAGGAGAGGGAUAAACGCAAAUGGGAGAACGUGCUCUCCCCUCUGGCUUAUGGAAAAUUGGGGAGUAAAAUUUUGGUCACAACUCGGAUGGAUUCAGCUGCAUCGAUGAUUGCCAAGGUGAUUAGAAUGAAGAAGGAAACAUUUAGACUAGGGGGCUUGGAGGAAGAUGAGUGUUUGCAGCUCCUUAACACCCAUGCAUUCGCUGAUGAAAAUAACGGUGAUGAUCAUCAACAAUUAAGAUGCAUUGCUAGAAACAUGGUUAAAAAGCUUUUGGGGUCUCCAUUGAUAGCAAAGGUCAUUGGUGCUGUUCUAAAUUCUAGCUUGAAUGUGGAGCAUUGGAAAAGAAUUUUAAAGAGUGAUAUUGGAAGUGCCGAACCAGAGGAGGUUCAUAAUAACAUCAUGCCAAUCUUGAGACUAAGUUAUAAAUACCUCGAGAAACAUCUACAAAUUUGUUUUGUAUUUUGUGGAUUAUUCCCCCAAGAUCAUUGCUUUGAUAAAAAUGAUUUAGUCCGAAUGUGGAUUGCAUUGGGUUUCAUUCAGCCGUCUUUCAAUUCAGGAGAGAUCAUGGAAGAUGUCGGAAGAAGAUAUAUUGAUAUUUUAGUCAAAAAAUCUUUCUUUGAAAAUACUCGGACUUUUGAUAAUAAUUCCUGCAAGAUGCAUGACUUAUUACAUGAAUUGGCACAAUCUGUUUCUGCACAGGAAUACUUCCAUUUUGUGGAAAAUAUAAAGUUGCCUUUUCAUAUUCCUAAAACUACUCGACACUUAUCUAUUCAAACUACAAAUCUACAAAUCAUGAGAAAAAUUAGAGAAUUAAAAAAUUUGCGUUCGAUGUUUUUUUGGUUUGACAGAGAAGAUCAAGAUUUUAUUGAUGUACUUACUGAAAUUUUUAAAGAAUCGACAAGUAUUCGUUUGGUGUUCAUAAGAUCUCCCUCGUUGAGAGUAAUACCUGAGGCGAUUGAAAAUUUAAUGCAUCUUCGAUACUUGAACAUAUCAAGAAGUUAUGUUACUCAACUGCCAAGAUCUUUAAGCAGUCUGUAUCAUUUGCAGUUCAUUAUCUAUCAAAUUUAUUCUGUGAUACCUUCUAAUGAUCUCUUACCAAGAGACAUUAAUAAACUUUCUAAUUUGCGUUACAUGGAAAUGCCUCGGAAUGUCUUUUCUUGGAUCCAUGGGUUUGGGAAGUUAAACUCUCUUCAAAAAUUGGAUGCGUUUUAUGUUAAGAAUGAAGAUGGUUAUAGAAUUGGGGAGCUGGAACAUAUGAACGAUCUCCGCUUAUUAAAUAUCAAAUUUCUUGGAAGUGUGAAGGAUGCCAAAGAGGCAUGCAGUGCCAAAUUAUGUGAAAAGAGAAACCUCUUGGAAUUGUCUUUAGAUUGGGGUGACACUGAGCUAGUAAGUCAAACCCCAUCGAACAUUGUAGAUUGCUCCUUUCACGAGCAGGUAUUUGCAAAUCUUCAACCACAAAACAAUCUAAAGAAACUCUGCAUACAUGCAUAUAUGGGUGCAAGGUCUGCAACGUGGAUGGACAAUGCCAAUUUGAUCUCCAAUCUAAACUUCAUCCAUCUAGAUAAGUGUUUGGAGUGGGAAACUCUUCCGCCUUUUGGGCAGCUUCCCUUCCUCAAGUGUUUGUUCCUUUGGAACAUGCCAAAAGCAAAGCGUCUUAAUCACCAAUUUCAAGGGAAAGCCAAACAUUGUGUGUUUCCAUCACUGCAACUGCUACAUAUUAGAAAAUUAGAUGCAUUAGAGGAUUUGUUUGAUACAGCCGGAGCAGCAGAAGAUGACGGUUUCUUUCCUUGCUUUACUCAGCUUUACCUCAUAGAUUGCCCAAAUUUGCAUCAGUUUCCCUUUUUCCCUCCUAAGCUCAAAACAUUAACGAUCAAUAAUAUUGGGUGGAAAGCUUUGAACCGUCGCUGUCCAUGCCUGGCAUCUCUUCCUCUAGCUGAUGAAAUAGUAAGACUUGAAGCACUGAGAAACUUGACAAUUCAAAAUUGCCCCGCUCUGAUCUCUCUCUCUCUCAAUGGACUGCAAGAAGCAAAGUUCAUUGAGAAUCUCCGACUCAUAUUGGGCAAUCUUAGUAUAACUGAUCCAUCUUUGUUGCUAAUGGAGCCACUGAGAAGUAUCACCUCCUUGGAACGGCUGACAAUUGAGGAUAAUGAUGAGGUGGUUGCAUUUCCAUUUGAGGUGGAACAGUGGUUUCUGCAAGUUAGCUCGUCACUUUGUAAGUUGUUUUUAAGAAGGCUCAAAUCCUUGAAGUCUCUCCCUUCCUCCUUGAAAAGCCUCUCUUCACUUAAGACUCUACAUGUGUAUAUGGCUCCUCUACUCGAGUUGUUGCUGAACAUACCCACCUCUCUGGAAUACUUAGUGCUUCAAGAACUCGAAUCAUUGCAGUGCCUGCCAUAUUCUUUGUCGGCCAUCUCAUCCCUCAAGCAGCUACGCUUAGUUGGAAUUCCGCUCCUCAAAUCAUUGCCAGACCUCCCUGACUCUUUGUUGGAGUUGUAUCUACAUGAUCUCGCUCAACUAGAUUGCCAGCCUUCUUCCCUUGCAACCCUAUCUUCUCUCCAAAAACUUUACAUCAUAAAAGUUCCUAAACUCCGAGAACUACCAAACCUCCCUCACUCCUUGGUAUAUCUGACAAUACAUGACUGUCAACAAGAAUUGAUGGAGCGCUAUGAAGAGCUUUCAGGAUCUGAUUGGCACAAGAUUGCACUCAUUCCUUAUGUUUAUAUUUCGUAG